Molecule: messenger RNA, 2031 nt
Organism: Erpetoichthys calabaricus (reedfish)
Lineage: Eukaryota; Metazoa; Chordata; Cladistia; Polypteriformes; Polypteridae
Exons: 2
Coding region: 116-892 (258 amino acids)
Source: RefSeq, a predicted model, not a curated record
UUUCGUGAAAGUCGGUAGGUGGCAGUAAAGACAAGCGGUGGCAGUCAGACUACGUUUACUCUUCGAGGCAAAAGUCACAAACGCGAUCGUUUGCGUCUUCGUCUAGCCAGUAAACAUGGACGAGGGGGCGUCUUACCAGGAGAUAAAAGAGUGGCUAGGCAGAGGCAUCGACCGGAUAGCGAAAGCGACCUCGCGGACCGUCGCGAACAAACUAGCGCAUCUGAAAAACGAAGAGCUUCCCCGGUCCGUUGUAAAACGUGCUGAAGAGGACAGUCAAGCUUUGGAAACUACGCGUGACUUUAACUGCUGCAUGUCCGUCUUAGUAGAAGAGGCAGUGAUGGCGGCCGCGGAGAUCCUCAACUCUGAAUUUGAAGACUUGGUAAAGAAAAAAUACGCGGAUUUCCGUUCUGAAAUCUGUGAAUACGAAAAAGAGAUUGAAAGCUUGAAGCAGCAACUGGAAAUCCCCCAUCCACAGUUAAAAGAGAGAGACAUCGGGGAUCCUGAAACUCAUCCCAUGGAGUGCACGCAGGGACCCCAAAAUGGGGACUUCACGCAAGAGACGCAGCAAAAAGACUUGAAUACUGAUUGUAUUGAAAUGAAGACCACUCCUGUCAACGAAGAUGCCCCUUGCUCGUCUCACAAUCACGAAGGAACUGAACUGAGCUCGAGGAGUGGAGAACAAGGACCACCCGAAGCUUAUUUCCAAGCUGCAGAAGGCAUGGCUUACUUUGGCUUGCGGCUCCUGGAGGUGGGCAGUGUUGCCACGUGGGGCACCGCAGAAAGCAUUUGGGAGAAAACUGAAGAAGGAUUCACUGAGAAGAUUUCUGAUUGUGUUACGCCAAAAGAUACUGUGGAGGUUCUGUGUGAUGAUGAGGAGCAGGCAUCCAUUUGAACAAAGGAGAAGAUGAUCAGUUGUUAAUGAGGGGGGCCCUCUGAGCAGGAGCUUCCUUUACCUGGCAGGCCAGAGUGUUCCAUUAUGGAGUGUGCUGCUGAAGACACAUCUACUGAAAAUAAGAUUUAAGGAAGCACAUGUGAGGGUUCCUUGAGCUCAGGCCAGCAGAAUUAUGGGUAUUGUGGUGAAAUCGCAAGGGGGUUGACAUGCCACAGCUGCAUAAUGGGUACCCAAAAACCUCUUGUAAAUUACAUCAAGGAAUGCAGAGAGGAAAGAAAUGCCAAUGUAGUGAAUGCAAACAGGCCUUCAAAGAAAGGCACAGGCUUAAACAACACCAGAGGACCCAUUAAGAAGAAAAGCCACACAAGUGUCCCGAAUGCAACAAGAGUUUUGACCGUAAAUGUCACCAGAAUAACACUGUACCAGUGUAAUAAAUGUGGCAUAAAUUUCCACUGUAGUAAAAGCCUGAAACGUCACCAGAUAUGUCACAUGUAUUAAAAAAACAGGCCAGCGUAAAGAAUGUGUCAAAGCUUUGCUCAAAAGUCAGAAACUAAAAAAGCAGGGCAGAAAAUCAACCAGAGAGGAAAAUCAUUCCUCAAGUGUGCCGAACAUAAAAAGACACAAGGUGAUAAAGAAAAGCAUAAAAACUACCAAAGAGUCCACACAGUAGGAAAAACUCGACCAGUGUAACAAAUCUGAGAAGCGCUUCAGCUGUAAAUGAAAACCUUGAAGGCUGCCAAGUAAGUUGCAGAGUAGCAAAUAUGGCAGCCCUUUCACUGAGAGUUUACACCAGAGGCUUGAGUGCAGGGGAACAGCCAACCAAGUGUAAUGUGGUAACUUCUAAGAGCCUUAAACGCCAUGUGAGAAUUCACACCGGACAAAAGCCGUACCAAUGUACAGAAUACAGAAAGAUCAUCUGUGAGAAGGUGGUUUACAACAUAACGUGUAGUACUAGGGCAUGGUAUCGUGGCAGCCAUUAUGAAUGCAGUGAGAAGUCAUGCAAACUGACACCUUUGAUUGGCUAACUAGAAAGAUUACAAUAUGCAAGCUUUUGAGUCAACUCAGGCCCCUUCUUCUGGCAAAAUGUAAUCAGAAACUGGAGGUCUCUGUGUUUGUAUACACACUAGGACAAAUAACAU